Ochotona curzoniae (black-lipped pika) is the source of this 5160-nucleotide messenger RNA. RefSeq names its product monoacylglycerol lipase ABHD2. Gene Ontology annotation, molecular function: acetylesterase activity; monoacylglycerol lipase activity. Gene Ontology annotation, cellular component: sperm plasma membrane; sperm flagellum. The transcript is spliced from 11 exons. Gene Ontology annotation, biological process: medium-chain fatty acid biosynthetic process; steroid hormone receptor signaling pathway; medium-chain fatty acid catabolic process. The record is from RefSeq and is a predicted model, not a curated record. NCBI's taxonomy places the organism in Eukaryota, Metazoa, Chordata, Mammalia, Lagomorpha, Ochotonidae. Bases 1000 to 2277 code for a protein of 425 amino acids.
CAGCACUCACAUGGGAUGUUGGUGUUGCCAACAGGCUCUAUCCUACCCCAAUACCAGCCUCUGGAAAUGUUUGAGCACUGGAUGUCUGAUUAUAUCAGGGCCACCCACAUGGCCUCAUAUCCUCCAUUCAAGUGUGAGUUGCUCAUGAGCUGGGACCAGGAAAGCCGCUGUAAUAGACUGAAGUACAGAGGUGGGCUUAGCACAGGAAAGGCCGAGAGCAGGGAUGUGGGAAGGGGGUUGUUGCACUGCCCCACUGGCACAGGCCCUCGGGAUGCUGACAUUGUCAGUAGGCAUCUACGCUCUGAAAACUGGUAUCAGUCUCAUUACCUUCAUAUAAGUUCAUCAGAAUUUUACUUGUGUUUAUUUACACAUUGUUUUGGUCUCCACAGAUAUAAAAGUGCUAGAAGGAGUUAUGCUUGUUCAUUUUAAGAAAUGAUAUAAUAAAUAAGGACUGAAUACAAGUAAUUUCAUUUAAUUAAGAACUGAACACAAAGAGUUAAUGCAAAGUAAACCAGGGAGGUUUCGUAGGACUAGUAGGCUCACUUUAGAGGCCACUUGAACCCUGAGUUCAAAGGACCUUGAUGCAAGACUUUUAGCUCUCCGAGGCAGAGAUUUCCUGGCAUAUUUGUAUCCUGCACAGUUCCCUUCUGUGUUUUUGAGAAAUAUUAGUCAAGUUGAAGAAUUAGCAGACCUUGUUAUCCUAGGUGUACAUGCAGCCAAUGCUUUUGGCUCACGGUAAUGAAAAGGAGCCCUCUGAAAGUAACUUCUCUGCUUCUUCUCUGAUUGUCUCCUUUAGGAGUGAGCCAUGACGUUUUCUUAUUGAUGUUUGCAUGACCUGAACGCUUGCCAGGUUGACAAUAGCUGGCAGUAGCUAAAGGCUGUUUGCCACAUGUGACUCAUCAGCCCAAGCUUUUAGGUUAAUUUGACUAAGAUCUGACCUGACCAACUGAACUCCCACAACUGUUCAAGGAAAAAGGACCAAGUGACAUAUAGAGCAAGAUGAACGCCAUGCUGGAGACGCCGGAGCUCCCGGCUGUGUUUGAUGGGGUGAAGCUGGCUGCGGUAGCUGCUGUUCUGUACGUGAUUGUCCGCUGUUUGAAUCUGAAGAGCCCCACAGCUCCACCUGACCUCUACUUUCAGGACUCAGGGCUGUCACGCUUUCUGCUGAAGUCCUGUCCUCUUUUGACCAAAGAGUACAUUCCACCAUUGAUCUGGGGGAAGAGUGGACACAUCCAGACGGCCUUGUAUGGGAAGAUGGGCAGGGUGAGGUCACCACACCCCUACGGGCACCGGAAGUUCAUCACCAUGUCUGAUGGAGCCACUUCAACUUUCGACCUCUUUGAGCCCUUGGCUGAGCACUGCGUUGGAGAUGAUGUCACCAUGGUCAUCUGCCCUGGGAUUGCCAAUCACAGCGAGAAGCAGUACAUCCGAACCUUUGUUGAUUAUGCCCAGAAAAAUGGCUAUAGGUGUGCUGUGCUGAACCACCUGGGUGCCCUGCCUAACAUUGAACUGACCUCGCCACGCAUGUUCACCUAUGGCUGCACGUGGGAGUUUGGAGCCAUGGUGAACUAUAUCAAGAGGAUGUAUCCCCUGACCCAGCUGGUGGUGGUGGGCUUCAGCCUGGGUGGUAACAUCGUGUGCAAAUACCUGGGAGAAACUCAGGCAAACCAGGAAAAGGUGCUGUGCUGCGUGAGCGUGUGCCAGGGGUACAGCGCACUGAGGGCCCAGGAAACCUUCAUGCAGUGGGACCAGUGCCGGCGCUUCUACAACUUCCUCAUGGCUGACAACAUGAAGAAGAUCAUCCUCUCCCACAGGCAAGCCCUUUUUGGGGACCACGUGAAGAAACCCCAGAGCCUGGAGGACACAGACUUGAGCCGGCUCUACACGGCAACCUCCUUGAUGCAGAUUGAUGACAACGUGAUGAGGAAGUUCCAUGGCUAUAACUCCUUGAAGGAAUACUACGAGGAGGAAAGCUGUAUGCGGUACCUGCACCGGAUUUAUGUGCCUCUCAUGCUAGUCAACGCAGCCGACGACCCAUUAGUGCAUGAAAGUCUGCUGACCAUUCCGAAAUCUCUCUCAGAGAAACGGGAGAACGUCAUGUUCGUGCUGCCCCUGCAUGGGGGCCACCUGGGCUUCUUCGAGGGCUCCGUGCUGUUCCCCGAGCCCCUGACGUGGAUGGAUAAGCUGGUGGUAGAGUACGCAAAUGCCAUCUGCCAGUGGGAACGGAACAAGUCGCAGUGCUCCGACACGGAGCAGGUGGAGGCCGACCUGGAGUGAGGCCUCGGACUCCUGCGCGGCUCCAGCAGCCCUCCUCUGGAACCCGCGUCCCCUCACCCGCUAUUUCAGGUCUCCCAUUUCCCUCCAUGACCUGGAUCUGACCUCACCAUCAGCGGGGAGGGGCCCACCCACCACGCACGUCUUCAAUAGGCGGCUCUCUGGGAGCUCCAGGCUAUUUUUUGUGCUUAGUUACUGGUUCCCUGUGUUGUAUCAUUAGCCAUGGUGACAAGUGACAGGUUCUCACCCUCCUGUCCAGUUUCAGCAUCUGAUUGCUUUCGAGCCAAUGACAUCUAGUUUCCCUAUUAAAAAUGUGUGUGAAUAGCACUUUUGCUUUGCCAGUCAAAAGGCUUUUCCCAGAGAGCAGUCUGACAAAUGCUAUUUGGUGGUGGUUGUAUGUGCCUGCACGUAGACUCAGAGAUCAUUCUAAGCCAGCACUGAAGGCACACCCCCAUCUGGGAGUCUGGGGGUUCUCCCAGUGUGCGGCCUCUUAAACGAGAAAGGAAAUUCCCACAAGUCAUAAGCCAAGUUUUCCCCCCUUACUGCUGCUAAGGCAGUUUUCCCUCACCUUGCUGCUGAUGGAGAGUCCCAUGGGGCACUUGUUAAAAAUUCAGCCUCCCAGGUCCUUCCCCUUGGAGAAGCUGAGGCGGUGAGUCUGGGGAGGGGUCUGGGGAUUUUAAUGUCUGACCAGUGCCCCAGGCGGCUGUCAUCACCAGAUCCAUAGGAAAAGCCCUGUUGUAUAGCCCCUCUACCUUAGAAACAUCUUGGUAGCUGAUCUUUCUUGAGUCACGGUCACAAGUGUCUCUUCACUCCCAGGGACCUGCUGAGUAGCAGGUGUAGAGUCUCCAGACAGGCCCUGGAUACGAAUGAACCCUGGCUCUGCCUCUUCGUGGCUAUAUGACCCUGGAAAAGUCCUCUCAGACUUUCAACUUCCUUACCUGUAGUGUGAGGGACUUGGACCAGGUAGAUUGCCGAGACAACUACUACUAAAGUUCAAAUGACAAACUCAGUGUACUGAGGUUUGAGAGAACAUCACUCCAGGGGAGCCUGGGGACUAUUCUCCCAGGCAAAGCAUGUGGGUGACAUCGUUUGCCUUUCUUCUGUAGUCCCUCAUUUCAUAUUAAAAAGUUUUGGGGAUUUUUUUUUUUAAGCAAUUGUAACUUUAGUGUUUUAACCCAGGUCUCUCUGUCUGUGGCUUUUGAUACCAGUCAAUUCAAAAGUUAGAUUUGAGUUUAGAGAAAAAUACUUGCAACCAAAAGAUAUGACUUGGAGACCAGAUUUCUAAUAACUCUAUAUUUGUGGAAUAUUGGGUAGAUCUUUCCCAUUCUGGGUUCUAAGUAUUCCUUUUCUGCAAACCUGUGGCUUAGCUCUCUAAAAACCCUACACUUUGAAAAAUCCACAGCUGCUGUCUGAAACUGAGCAGACCCAUGGGUGAAACUGCCUGGAUCCUGAUAAAAUCCAUGUGUCACCUUUGGCUCCACAACAGGCUGCAAGAGAAAUAGUGGGUCUGUGUGGAUGUGUGGGAAUCAGAGGAUCUGCCUGAGACCCAGACGGUCACGGGUGGGUAUAGUUUGGACUCUGUCGCCUCGAGAAAUUGUUUUCUGGCAAUCACCAGAUCUUCCUUCUAACAUGAAACAACAGCCAUUUGUCUCAAAAGAUUGAGAUAUCUGUCAUCUCAACUAAUUUACUUCAGUGUGUCAUUUCUCACACCCACCAAAUCCUGUCUCCGUGACUUUCCCCCGAGUUGCUAUUUCUCUCCUGUGUUUCUUUUUCAUAUUCCUUCAGCACAGAUUGGCACUUUAUCACCUACCCCUUGAUUUGGAAGCCAGUGCCUCUCUGUUACUUUUCCCUCCACCCAAACACACUUGUAAUCUAGAAAACUCAUAGUCCUGUUUCCUCCUGUUAACAUUCAUUCCUGUGCAAAUAGUUGAACCAAGCAAUAACUUAGUAGAAUUGAAUCACUGUCCCAGGAAGUGAGAGACUUGUUUUCAUUUGCCUGAGGCCACGUGUCUUGAACUAUUCUGACAGAAGCUACCCAGGUACCGGAAGGGGAAUGGCGGUCCUGUAACACACCCGUGGCAGGGGACUGGGAGUCCUUGAGCGAGCCUGGUCUGCAUUGUUCCGAUGACCCCCACACAGGAGAGGCAGGGCUGGGGGCGUAGCCUCUGCUUCCUCAAUGCCAGAAUGUCCCUGCAGGGCUGCGAGGGCCGCGUCCCAGCUGAAAUCCCUGUGUGGCUCUGAAAAGCACUGACGUCCCAUCUUGGCUCACAUGACAUCAACGGAAGCCCUUUGUUUGCACGUCAGGCUCUCGGGCCUGGAAAUGAGAAAGUGACUGUGUCUGUCUUUCAGGAAAAUCCUUGGUUGUCCCUGAAUGAAAACACAGAGACAUUGAAUUCAGGGAUGCCAACUUGUCUAAUCAACGAGGGAGUGGCACCGUUCAUGUAGGUCAGCUCCUUUCCGUCCUCCACUUCCUUGCUUUGCCCCCCCACCAAGGUCAUCCAUUUCUGAUGCUACUAUGAAUGCCCUUUUUGCUCUUUGUUCCUAAUUGGGGUAAAAUAAGAUUGAGGUUUGUUUUUUCUUUUAAGGGUGUUUGGAAAUAAUAUUUUGAAAUCAUAUUAAAGAUAUAAAUUACAUAGUCUAGACAGUUUGUUGUAUAAAUGACCUAGCACAAAGACGGGGACGACACCCACGGUUCUCCAGCUGGACCCUCUCUCCUAAACAGUCUGAAGCCACUGAUGAGACACUCAUCCCAGGCACAUGAGGAAUUUCUGACUUUAAAAUUUAGUGCCAGUUCUCCUAGCCGCAUGUAUGUUAGAAGGGAGUGUAGCAGACUUGAAAAAAAAAAACCCUCUCUUUCCUGCUGGGCGAUUGCACCCAGUGAUUGCA